Messenger RNA from Erinaceus europaeus (western European hedgehog), 1984 nucleotides. It is a transcript of the gene KLRG2, whose product is annotated as killer cell lectin like receptor G2. Lineage: Eukaryota; Metazoa; Chordata; Mammalia; Eulipotyphla; Erinaceidae. The record is from RefSeq and is a predicted model, not a curated record. The transcript has 6 exons. Bases 84 to 1358 code for a protein of 424 amino acids.
UUAGAGAACCAAUCCCAACGCGCGGAGCGAGAGUGACGACCUGGAGUUGGUUCGCACCCGUACCCCUGGCGUCGGAGCGCUGGAUGGAGCGCUCCCUGCCGACCGCGGGGGCAGCAGCUGGGCCCGAGUUCCCGAUGGAGCCUCUAGGAAACCCGCUCCGGGAGCCCGAGCGGCCGCCGGACCCUGCCCAGGUGCCUGGGCCCGAGAGCCCGCAGAGCAGUCCGGGGCCGGGCCGGGCCGGGAAGGAAGCGGCGGACUCGGACCCCGCGGGCGGAAAGAGGCUGCCCUCGCCGCGCCCCGCGCUCCUGCGGGUGCCGCCGCCCAGCUUGGGCUACGGCGCCUUCCGCCGCCAGGUGUCCGCCGGCCCCGAGCCGCCGCCGUCGCCGGGCUCCGCAGCGGCCGAGCCGGGUGCCGAGCUGGUGCCCUGGGCCGCCCCCGGGGAGCAGGGAUCCUGGGCCCCGAUGGAGCUGCAGGUGGACGUGCGCGUGACGCCUGUGGGCGCGGCUGGGGGCAGCCGUGCGCCCUCGCCCGCGCCGUCCACGCGCUUCCUGACCGUGCCGGUGCCCGAGUCCCCCGCCUUCCCCCGCCGCGCGGCCCCCGGCUUCCCACCGCGCCCGCGCACCCUGUCCUCGGGCAGCACGUGGGGCCGCGGGACGCCGCCGGGGGGCUUGCGGGCGGAGCGCGGGCCAGACGCCGAGGGGUGUCCCGAGCCCCCGGGCUCCCCGGGGGUCCGCUGCCGCUGCAAGGAGCUGGGGCUGGAGAAGGAGGACUCGGCGCUGCUGAGCCCCGGCGACCGCGACAAGCUGCCGCGCGCGAUCAAGCUCGUCGGGCUGUCCAUGUACAUGCGGUCCCUGCAGUGCGCCCUGGCCGUGCUGGCCGUGCUGCUCGCCGUGUCUGCUGUGGCCAUCGUGGCGCUGGCCUCCAGGGCAGGGGCCCAGUGCCGCCCGUGCCCCCAGGACUGGGUAUGGGCCAGGGAGCACUGCUACUACUUCUCAGUCGAAGAAGGGAGUUGGGAGGCCAGCCAGAGCUUCUGUGCCGCCCAUCAAGCCACCCUGCCCCAGCUGAGCCACACACAGGUGGGGGCCAGGAGCUUGACCCUGAGUCCUGGCACAUGGUAUCAUGUGUUCAGUCAGGACUUCCUGGGCAGAUACCCCCUCACCAAGGACUCCUGGCUGGGCGCCCAGCGAGGCCCCCAUGGCUGGCACUGGAUGGACGGGACCCCCCUGCAGCCCCAACUAUUUCCAGAGGAGGACGAGGACAAGCCGGAUACCAGCUGUGUGGGCCUGUGGGGGGGCCAGCUGGCUGCUUUGGACUGCACCUCCCCCAGACGCUGGGUCUGCGUCAAGGGGGGCCCAUGAUUUGUGUUCUGGGGUCCUGAGCCUGCAGCCUCCAUGCCCCAGGGGGCCCAGCUUCCAGCUAGGGCAGCCUCAUGCCCAGAGCAGGGGGUCCUGGCCCUGCCCACCUAGGUAAGCCUGGUGGGGGUGGGGGGACUGGCCUGUCACUUCCUAGAGCCUUGGGGCAUCCUUGGUAACAGGCUACACCCAACAAUGGACUCUGGAAGCCAAGAGGACCCACUGCUGGGAAUCCCAAGUGCCUGUGACUGAGGGAGACAUGGCAGAUGACACCAAGUGACAGCUUCAGCCAGAAAAAGGUCUUUGUGGUUGCAGGCUAGCCACUGCUUUGAGGACACAGUGACCACCCGCCCCCCCAGGGCCUGCACGUCAGCACAAGGAAGCCCCAAAAUGGCCCAGCCAGGGGGGUUGCUGGGACUCUUUCUGGGUGUGAACAACAAACCCCGAUUCCCAAGAGCCCGGGGCUGAUGGGUUCCUGGAGGGAGCUCCUCAGGGCCUGGGGGGGCUCUCAUCACUGUCUGCAUUUGCUCCCUGCCUGUCCAUUCUAUUGAUUCUCUAAAAUGCAGCGUGCUGGAAAUUGGGGGACAUGUGUGCAAAUGAUCUCAAUAAAGGAGGUUUUAUUUUAAUAACUA